AUGAUCGCCAAUUUGCCGCUUCUUUUUGCUAAUGGCAAUCCGACAUCCCUGGCGGCGAUCACGGUCGCUGAGCUGGAGAAGUUCAUAACAUUCAUGGUGACAUGUUCCUGGGGACAUGAUACAGCGAAAGACAUUCGGCGACCACCAUGGUGGCCGAAAGAAGUUGCAUUUUCGCACCCCUUUGUGAGACCCUACGAGGUGCCUAGGGACUGGUCUCUGAAAUUGAGGAAUUUAGUUAAAAAAUGCUACGAAUACCACAAGAGCGCCUUCCUUUUAGUUUUUUCUGCGCAACUCUCGCGGUACCCGCGCAACAGGCUCAGGUAUGUUGACAACAAAGACCACACCACUUCUCUGUACUAUAGACCCAGUGGCAGACUUCUGGUUACAUUCAGAAAUGAAAAUCUACAUUAUGACAGAACUUAUGCACCCAUUACCAUUGAUGAUGAUACAACAGAGAGACCUGCAGAAGUAUACUUAUGUGACAACUGCGAUGGCCACUUUGAUAGUCUAGACUUAUUACAAGCUCAUGAAAGGCUAUGCAACGCAGCAGAUGGAGGUUUUCCUGAGUUUCUUUCAGCCCUGAAACUUCAUCCAGCAGGUCAACCAUUUGAGAAUUCUGUGAAUCCUGGUUCCAGUUCUCGUUCUGAUACUGGAAAUGCCCCAGGAAGGUUUGCUACAAGAAACAUAAGAAAUACUGCCAAGCAACUUAGAAAUAGUGCAAGUGUAGACCGGGGUCCACUGUAUCCAUUUUCAUCACUGGCUUACAGACGGAAUGCUAAAACAAGUUGCCAGAGGGAUGGGAGGGAUUUGACCUUUUCAAGAGAAAGGAUAGAAAGAUUUUGUUGUACCACAACUCCAUUUAGUAAAAAUUAUAAUGUUAAGAUAAAAAAUCAACAGUUUCCUGUGAGAUACCGAAGACCGUUAAGCUAUUGGAAUAGAAAAUAUGUUUUUCCCAAUCAAAGAAAUAAAGGAAUACUCGAUAUUAAAGGCCAACUGCUCCUUUUGAAGUGUAAACCGAUGUCAGUAAAAUUAAUUAAAAUGUCAGACGAAUGCAUACAGGAAUAUCUCGACAACUUGAGAAAAGAAAGAGAGAGUAAGCAACAGACAAUGGAAGAUAAGGACAUUGUAUUUGUGGAUGGACUUGACUGUGAUCAGCCAACUGAUUCAGAAGUGAUGAUGGAUCCAUUGAAGCGAUUGGACAAUGUUUGUGAAGUGAUUGACUUGUGUUCAGAUGAUGAGACACCUAGUGUGAAUGAGAACUGUGAUCCACGUGCAGGGGUGACUUGUGUGAUGCGCGGUGGGGCUGUGCUGCGGCGUACCGCAGCGACUCCGCAGGCACUGCCCGCCGAGCCAUGUGGUGCUCGCCAGCGCCCUCUACCCGCCGCCGUACUGCAACCACACCCCGUUAUUCUCAUUGCGCAUACACACGCUCUGAACAAUUUACAGACUAUCUCCAUAGAUUGA
Molecule: messenger RNA, 1464 nt
Organism: Spodoptera littoralis (African cotton leafworm)
Lineage: Eukaryota; Metazoa; Arthropoda; Insecta; Lepidoptera; Noctuidae
Source: the annotation of a GenBank genome assembly